Messenger RNA from Lodderomyces oxycetoniae, 816 nucleotides. It is a transcript of the gene CHO1, whose product is annotated as CDP-diacylglycerol-serine O-phosphatidyltransferase. Gene Ontology annotation, biological process: phospholipid biosynthetic process. Gene Ontology annotation, cellular component: membrane. NCBI's taxonomy places the organism in Eukaryota, Fungi, Ascomycota, Pichiomycetes, Serinales, Debaryomycetaceae. Gene Ontology annotation, molecular function: phosphotransferase activity, for other substituted phosphate groups. The transcript has a single exon. The record is from RefSeq and is a predicted model, not a curated record. Bases 1 to 816 code for a protein of 271 amino acids.
AUGGCAUCUACUACUGGAUACAAGGGCAAUUUUCACGAAGGGUCUUCAGCAAUUGCAUCAGAUUCAGAAACAGAUGUCAUUGACAAAAGUAUAGAGACACACAAACCCUUGAGAAGGUCAUCUUCUUUAUUUUCUCUCUCUUCAAAAGAAGAUAUCCCCAAGCCAGAACAAGUUGAAUAUUUGAAAUUCAUCAAUGAUGAUAGACACUUUAGUUUGAUCAGAAACCUUCAUAUGGCAGACUUUAUAACUUUACUUAAUGGGUUCAGUGGAUUCUACGCUAUCAUAUCUUGUUUGAGGUAUACAUUAACCGGGAACUCAACCUAUGUACAAAGAGCACAUUUUUUCAUAGUGUUGGGUCUAUUUUUUGAUUUUUUCGAUGGAAGAGUUGCUAGAUUAAGAAACAAAUCGUCAUUAAUGGGACAAGAAUUGGAUUCUUUGGCUGAUUUGAUAAGUUUUGGUGUUGGCCCUGCAACAAUUGCAUUUGCCAUUGGCUUUCGGUCUACAGUCGACGUCUUGUUAUUGACAUUCUGGGUUCUUUGCGGGUUGACCAGAUUAGCAAGGUUCAAUAUCUCAGUGAAUAACAUCCCAAAGGAUAAAAGUGGGAAAUCUCAGUACUUUGAAGGCUUGCCUAUCCCUAGUAAUUUAUUCUGGGUUGCAUUUAUGGCGUUGUUGGUCUACAAAAAUUGGAUACACAAGGACUUGCCUUUGGGUGUUAUUUUCAAAGGAACACCGUUUGAGUUCCAUUUAGUAGCCAUUGGGUUCGUAUUACAAGGAUGUGCAAACAUCUCUAAAUCUUUAAAGAUCCCCAAACCAUAA